Zingiber officinale is the source of this 751-nucleotide messenger RNA. RefSeq lists its product as uncharacterized. The coding region runs from base 145 to 618 and encodes 157 amino acids. NCBI's taxonomy places the organism in Eukaryota, Viridiplantae, Streptophyta, Magnoliopsida, Zingiberales, Zingiberaceae. The record is from RefSeq and is a predicted model, not a curated record. The transcript is spliced from 2 exons.
UCAGCGACGCCUCAGAACUUCACUCACCUUCUCUUCUCUACGUGCGCUGCAGGCGACGAUGACGACGCCGCUGUAGCCCAAGAAGCAGCAGGAGGAGGAGGAGGUGUGGUUACAAAAGAAGCAACCGAGCGAGGAGCAGCAGAGAUGGAGGGUGCGACCAUGCCGGCGCCGCCAGCAGCAGCAACCUUGCACCAUGACUCGAGACCGGCGAUCGGGUUCCCCCUCGGCACCGCGCUGCUCGUCGUCGUCAUCUUUUGCCUCAGCGGCGUCUUCGCUUGCUGCUACCACUGGGAGAAGCUCCGCUCCCUCAGCGGCCGGCCCAGCCGGCGCCGCCGCCAGCAGGAGGAACCCCCUCUGGAUGCUCUCGAGGAAGGCCGGACUCAGCCGUCGCCUCCAUCUCCGACGUCCAAGCUCGCCCCCGACCCUCAGGAGAACAAGGAGGAGAAGGUCCGGAGCUUGCCUGUCAUAAUGCCAGGCGAUAAAGUUCCGAAAUUCAUGGCAUGGCCAUGCCCGUGCCAACACUCGUCGCCGGUUAUUGCCGAUGUAUCUGCUGUAGCGGUGACGACUUCCGAAGCAGAAAUUCCGUCUCAAUCUUUAGCAGAGUGUUCUGUGAACUGAGCAUCACACUCUGUUGCGGUGCUCAUUAUUCUUUUUUCUUCAAUGUCGCUGGUUGAAUUUGUCGAGACGAGGGAUGUGUAUAUAUCUUGCCUUUGUAAAAGAAAUGGAUCUCUGAAAAGCUCAGAUUUUCUUA